Molecule: messenger RNA, 912 nt
Organism: Odobenus rosmarus divergens (Pacific walrus)
Lineage: Eukaryota; Metazoa; Chordata; Mammalia; Carnivora; Odobenidae
Gene: SLA2
Product: Src-like-adaptor 2
Exons: 7
Coding region: 44-874 (276 amino acids)
Molecular function (GO): protein binding
Source: RefSeq, a predicted model, not a curated record
AUUUCUCUUGGCCAUGCACUUCUGAGUGUUCUGCUGAGGAACGAUGGGAGGUCAGCCCAGCAGAGGGAAAACCCAGCCAAGCCCAAGCUCGAGCCCCUCUGUCCAAGAACCGGGCCCUGUGCCCAUGCAAGCAGAGAGAAGCAGGGCCACAGCCGUGGCCCUGGGCAGUUUCCCGGUCGGCGAGCACACAGAGCUGUCACUGAGACUGGGGGAUCCGUUGACCAUCAUCUCUGAAGAUGGAGACUGGUGGACGGUGAUGUCAGAAGUUUCAGGCACAGAAUACAGCAUCCCCAGCAGUCACGUGGCCAAAAUCUCCCACGGGUGGCUGUAUGAGGGCCUGAGCCGGGAGAAAGCUGAAGAACUGCUGUUGCUGCCUGGAAACUCUGGAGGGGCCUUCCUCAUCCGGGAGAGCCAGACCAGGAAAGGUUGUUACUCCCUGUCAGUCCGCCUUAGCCGCCCUGCAUCGUGGGACCGGAUCAGACACUACAGGAUCCAGUGCCUUGAUAAUGGCUGGCUGUAUAUCUCACCACGCCUCACCUUCCCUUCACUCCAGGCCCUAGUGGAUCACUAUUCUGAGCUGGCGGAUGACAUCUGCUGCCUCCUCAAGGAACCCUGUGCCCUGCGGAGGGCUGGCCCACUCCCUGGCAAGUCCAUACCCCUACCUGUGACUGUGCAGAGGGCGCCACUCAAUUGGAAAGAGCUGGACAGCUCCCUCCUGUUCUCUGAAGCACCUGCCUUAGGGGAGUCCCCUCUCCUCAGCGAGGGGCUCCGGGAGGCCAUCAGCUCCUAUAUCAGCCUGACUGAUGACAGCUCCCUGGAUGAUGCCAUGGCCCAAAGCAGAGGCCAAAAGGGAAUACAACGCUGCAGCACCUAGACCCCCAGCUCAGCUCAGUCUGAGCACUCCAAAGGCAA